Messenger RNA from Danio aesculapii, 795 nucleotides. Its product is annotated as lipoxygenase homology domain-containing protein 1-like. Lineage: Eukaryota; Metazoa; Chordata; Actinopteri; Cypriniformes; Danionidae. The coding region runs from base 1 to 795 and encodes 264 amino acids. The record is from RefSeq and is a predicted model, not a curated record. Gene Ontology annotation, molecular function: protein binding. The transcript is spliced from 6 exons.
AUGAGCCUGGGAGGCUCGUCCGGCUGGUUUCUGGACUGGGUGGAGAUCGACGCUCCUUCUCAAGGACAGAGGCUUCGUUUCCCCUGCGGACGCUGGCUGGACACGGGAGAGGAUGAUGGAGCGAUUAUCAGAGAUCUGUAUCCUGCAGAGCUGCAGACAGAACUCUACACACCAUUCGUCCCCUAUGAGAUCAGCACCUUCACUAGUGAUGUGUUCGCCGCGGGGACAGAUGCUAACGUGUUUAUCGCUCUGUACGGUCAGAAUGGUGUGUGUACGCAGCAGAAAUACCUGUGUGUGAACAAGCGAGAGCGACGGCUGUACUUUGAGAGAGCAGCAGACGACAUGUUCAUCGUGGAGCUGGAGGACGUCGGAGACAUCCUGGAAAAGAUCCGCAUCGGGCACGAAAACCAGGGCACGAACCCCGGCUGGCAUCUGGACCGCGUGGAGAUCAGGAGGCUGCUGAGAAAAGGAAAGGGUUCAGAGACGACCAUUUUCCCCUGCGAGCGCUGGCUGGCCAAAUCCGAGGAUGACGGAGAGACGGUGCGAGAGCUGGUGCCAUCAGACAUCAUCACAGAGAAACUACUGAGAGACGGGACACUCAAACACAACGAGAUCGAGGUGGAGGACGCUCUGGAGACUCACACAUAUAAGGUGUCUGUGCGGACGGGAUACAUGCACGGAGCUGGAAACGGAUGCCAACGUAUUUCUGACUAUUUACGGAGAAUUGGGGAGACACCGGAGAGCGAAGCUCAGCAAAUCCGAGAGCAGCAAAACAAGUUGAGAAAGGAGCAGUGA